AUGAGGGCGCAUCGGCUUGGCCCAGCACCAUCGAGGACCACUCCAAAUCCACGCCCGCGCCCGGUUAUCAUCAAGCUACUACGCUACACCGACAGGGAUCUCUUGCUGAAAGAAGCUCGUAAGAAAGUCCCAGAAGUGUCGGGAGUGCAACUCAAAUUUGCAGCGGAUUAUAGCGAGGCAACAGCCAAACGUCGAAGACCGUGCUAUAAUAUAAUGCACGAGGCCCGGGCACAAGGUUCCAGUGCCUUUCUUCUGUAUCCAGCAACCAUAAAGCUAUCCCGGGACCACGACAGCUACACGUUCAGCGAGCCAGGUGAGGCCGAAAAGUUUGUGGCUGCUUACAAAGCUGAGAACGGGUGA
Knipowitschia caucasica is the source of this 360-nucleotide messenger RNA. The record is from the annotation of a GenBank genome assembly. Lineage: Eukaryota; Metazoa; Chordata; Actinopteri; Gobiiformes; Gobiidae.